Molecule: messenger RNA, 530 nt
Organism: Ectocarpus sp. CCAP 1310/34
Lineage: Eukaryota; Phaeophyceae; Ectocarpales; Ectocarpaceae
Source: the annotation of a GenBank genome assembly
CCAGGAGGCCAGGAUCUGGUAGCAUGGAGACUCCGUUACAUCCAACGCCCAUGCAGAGGCCCAUGAUGAAGGGGAGAAUCUACGUGGACGCGUCAAACAAGCCGACGUUCCAGGGCAUCUGGGGCAUGACGCACGCCGACGUGAACAAGAGCGGUCAUACAAACGACUUCAAGGUCGUGAGGAUGGAGUCUGUCAAGGAGCAGGAGCGGGGACUGCCUGUCUACCCCGGAAACUACCUGGGCUAUUUCAAGCUCACCACCGGCUUUCAGACCGAGACCGUGAACGAGAGCUUCACGCUGACUUUCCGCGGGCACAGCAACCACGGCUACAACGUCUACGGCUACGGAGAGAACCGGUUCGGUAAGACCGAGAUCGUCGGAACCGUCACGCAGACCGGCAAGAUGGAGAUCUUCAAGGCAAGCUUCGCGUCCCAACAGAUUACCUCUCACAAUGCCCCGUUACAACCCCCCGUGGUACACAGCAGAAUCAACGCUCUGCAAGCCGAAAGAGUUGUACUGCUGCACGCAUGA